AAGAUGUGAAACAUGGCGACUUCGAAUCGAAAUACAACAGCUGAGCACCGUGAAUUUGAGUUGCAGUCAGUGAAGGAAUUUAUGAUUGCACAUGGCGGACGUGUGAAAAACCACCAACUAGUCAAUUAUUUUAGGAGAUUUCUGAAUGAUCCUACUUUUAAAGCUGUUAACCGUGAAAAGUUCAAAGAUUUUGUGAAUGAGCUGUCAACAAUCAAAGUUGAACAGGGAGAAAAGAUCCUUGUCCUGAAGCGAAAAUACCGACCCGAGGGCGACUCCAUCGAUGUCUCGUCCUAUCGUCCAGCUAGUGAUAUUUCCAUCAGCUCGUCAUCCAGUGAUGUGCGUGCUCAAUCGGAGCCACCGACACAACCCCCACCUGGUAUCCCAGCAACCAGAGAUGAAGCAGAUGGUGGAGGGAUGUCGAAAGGACGCAGUGAAAGCAGCCUUGACAGACCGUGCCCACCACCAGUGAAGUCAAUGGACAGCAUCAGUGUUAACAGUCUUGCCAUGUCAACCACAUCGGUCGCAUCAUCAGAAUCUCAGGCAUCUGCCGACUCUGGCCAGUCGUCACAGACAUCUGUGGAGGAGGAGGAUGCGAACCAGUCGGUGUUCAGCGUCAAGGAACGAGCCAAGCUCUUGAACCGCAUGGAGUCGGACAGCAGCCUCCUCAAUGUGCCCUCUCCAGGCCGCCGCAAAGAACUCAAGAGUGUCAGAGGCUCACAUGAUGACGAUGAAUCCCAUUCAUCUGGCGCCUCAUAUGUGACAUUGGAGCUGGAUGAGAGAGAAUGGAUGCUAACCUGUUGUCACUCUGAAUAUCAGGAAAUGUGUAAACUUCUCAACAAAAAUGCAAGUCUUGCUAAACUUAAAGAUUUCACCAAUGUAAGUAUGUUUUGGCAUUAAUUAGUGAUUUUUUUAUAACACAUUUUGAGGUAAUAUAAUUUUAUUCUAAUACAAUUUGUGGUCAUUUUUUAUUAAUGCUAUUGAAUAAUAAUAUCAGUAUGCUUUUAAAUCCUGCUCCGAACUUUGCCAUAUUGAAAUAUAGUUCUGUUGCCUGUUGAAGUGCAAAGUUGCAAGUAAUACAUUUUGCUAUUUUUACUUGUAUUUAUAAUGAAUAGCUAUAAGUUAACUUAUCCCCCAUAUAAUAUUUAUAAAAUUAACUCAUGAAUAUCAAAAUUGUAAUGAGUUGCCACAUGAUGUGAAGAAAGUAUCUAGAAAAUCUUCAUCACAUUUCCAUUAAAUAGUAAUGAGUUCUUUAUCAAUAUGAAAAUGUAAUUCAUAUUUAAACUGCUGUUUGGAUUUUGCAAUAAUAUAAAUACAAUGUAUAGUAAAUGUAAUUCUUUCAAUGUAAUUUUUAUUGUCAGUUAAUUCAAGGUACAUGUGUAUAAUCUAUUCAUUUCUCAAGAAUA
This is a messenger RNA of Gigantopelta aegis, 1403 nucleotides long. RefSeq names its product ankyrin repeat domain-containing protein SOWAHA-like. Lineage: Eukaryota; Metazoa; Mollusca; Gastropoda; Neomphalida; Peltospiridae. The record is from RefSeq and is a predicted model, not a curated record. The transcript is spliced from 7 exons. Bases 13 to 897 code for a protein of 294 amino acids.